Schistosoma bovis is the source of this 1436-nucleotide messenger RNA. The record is from the annotation of a GenBank genome assembly. Lineage: Eukaryota; Metazoa; Platyhelminthes; Trematoda; Strigeidida; Schistosomatidae.
UUCACAUUUGAAAUAAAGGUCACAAAAACCUGACAAAACGGACAUAUACACGCUGUUAAAUUUCUAUUCUCAACUUAUUAUGUGCAAUAUACAUUGAAUAAUAAUUGAUGUUGAGCAAUAUUGCACGUAAUUGAAUUUUGUGUUACGAUGGGUGAGAUUGUUGACGGAGUUCGUUUGAUGACAACAGUACCAAAACAAGAGCGAGGACAAAUGGCUAGUAAAGAUGGCUAUUUAUCUGUGUCCAUGGCAGAUCUGCACAACCCACAUCUCAGUUAUCCAAUAGUUAGCCCCAAUCGUUCUGGGAAAUUUUAUCGUGGUGAAUGUAUUCUUAUCAAUCAACGAGAUUUUCACCCUUCAACUAAUCAAUCAAGACGUGAUGGUACAGAUGUUGAUGCUGAUCGUGUUGAAAGAGUUUUCAAGAGCUUAAAUUAUAAAGUAACGCGCAUCCUCAACAUUACAAAAAGCGUACUUCAUCAGACUCUUCUGGAAGCCUCUCAAACAGAUCAUUCAUCAUAUGAUAGUUUCAUUUUUGUCAUGUUAUCACAUGGAGACAAUAAUAUAGUAUAUGCAAAUGAUGGUGAAGUCCUAACAAGUUAUAUUAUGGCUUUUUUUCGUGGUGAUCGGUGUCCUUCCUUGAUUGCAAAACCGAAGUUAUUCUUUUUCCAGGCUUGUCGAGGUGCUGCAUUUGAUAAAGGUGUUUCCACUAUGGUAACAGAUGCAGGUGAAGAUUUAAUUGUGCACAAGUUGCCGAUAGAAGCAGAUAUACUAGUUGCAUACUCCACAGUACCAGGUUUUUUUGCUUGGCGUAACUCCUCUUCAGGCAGUUGGUUUAUUCAAGAACUAUGUAAUGCACUUGAAUCCGAUAUGAAAAGUGCGAAUCAUUCAGAUAUUAUGUCUCUUCUCACAGUAGUUGCCCGUGUAGUAGCCUAUCAAUAUCGAUCGAAUACAGGUCAAAUUGAGACGGAUAAUAUGAAACAAAUGACAAGUAGUGUUAGUACUUUAACACGAUUAUUUUACAUAAAUGGACCACCAUCAUGAAAAAAGCUGAAGGUUCGCAGUAAUUUAAGAAAUAGACUUCAGGAAAAUUAACAUAUCUUUCAUGAAAAAUAAACGCUCGUCUAUACUUUCUAACAAAAUCUUAAAGUUGCACGAUUGUUUUUUAUUCUUAUCACACGCAUAUUCACAUUGCAACUUUUAUUUCUUUAAUGAUUGUAUCUGUAAAACCAUUUUUAGAAGCAUUGAUGCACAGCGCUUUUUUCAAUUAAAUCAAUAACUUUAAGACGAAUCACAAUCCCAUGUGCUGUGUCUUUUAUUACUCCUAGUUGUUGUCUGCAGACCGACUUUUAUAAUGUUCAAAUUGUUUAAAAUUUCAGUGAGUUUCCCUUACCCCCUGCCAAAAAACUACAUCACUUUUAAAUAUAGUCAAUGUGCGGAUU